GGAGCGCAAGGCGCGCGCUGAGUAGUCGGAGUGUCUGGAGCGAGCAGGUCUCCUGAGCAGUAGCCAAGAUGUGCGGAAUCUUUGCCUACAUGAACUACAGAGUCCCUCGUACGAGGAAGGAGAUCUUUGAAACCCUUAUCAAGGGCCUGCAGCGGCUGGAGUACAGGGGUUAUGAUUCAGCAGGGGUGGCCAUCGAUGGUAAUAAUCACGAAGUCAAAGAAAGACAUAUUCAGCUGGUCAAGAAAAAGGGGAAAGUCAAGGCUCUGGAUGAAGAACUUUACAAACAAGACAGCAUGGACUUAAAAGUGGAGUUUGAGACACACUUCGGCAUUGCUCACACGCGCUGGGCCACCCACGGGGUCCCCAAUGCUGUCAACAGCCACCCGCAGCGCUCAGACAAAGGCAAUGAAUUUGUUGUCAUCCAUAAUGGGAUCAUCACAAAUUACAAAGACCUGAGGAAAUUUUUGGAAAGCAAAGGCUAUGAGUUUGAGUCAGAAACAGACACGGAGACCAUUGCCAAGCUGAUUAAAUACGUAUUUGAUAACAGAGAAACUAAGGACAUUACAUUUUCAACCCUGGUUGAGAGGGUCAUUCAGCAGUUGGAAGGUGCAUUUGCAUUGGUUUUCAAGAGUAUUCACUACCCAGGAGAAGCUGUUGCCACAAGGAGAGGCAGCCCCCUGCUCAUCGGAGUGCGGAGCAAAUACAAACUCUCCACAGAGCAGAUCCCCAUCUUAUAUAGGACAUGCAAUAUUGAGAAUGUGAAGAAUAUCUGUAAAACAAGGAUGAAGAGACUGGACAGCUCCACCUGCCUUCAUGCUGUUGGUGACAAAGCCGUGGAAUUCUUCUUUGCUUCUGAUGCAAGCGCCAUCAUAGAACACACCAACCGGGUCAUCUUCCUGGAGGAUGAUGAUAUCGCUGCAGUAGCUGAUGGGAAACUCUCCAUUCACCGAGUCAAGCGCUCAGCUAGUGAUGACCCAUCUCGAGCUAUCCAGACCUUGCAGAUGGAAUUGCAGCAAAUCAUGAAAGGUAACUUCAGCGCAUUUAUGCAGAAGGAGAUCUUUGAACAGCCAGAAUCGGUUUUCAAUACCAUGAGAGGUCGGGUGAAUUUUGAGACCAACACAGUGCUGCUGGGCGGCUUGAAGGACCAUUUGAAAGAGAUUCGAAGAUGCCGAAGGCUCAUUGUCAUUGGAUGUGGAACCAGCUACCACGCUGCUGUGGCUACACGACAAGUUUUGGAGGAACUGACAGAGCUCCCUGUAAUGGUUGAACUUGCCAGUGAUUUUCUGGACAGGAACACACCUGUGUUCAGGGAUGAUGUUUGUUUUUUUAUAAGCCAGUCAGGCGAGACUGCAGAUACGCUCCUGGCUCUGCGCUACUGCAAGGACCGCCGCGCCCUGACCGUGGGCGUCACCAACACCGUGGGCAGCUCCAUCUCCCGCGAGACGGACUGCGGCGUCCACAUCAACGCAGGGCCGGAGAUCGGCGUGGCCAGCACCAAGGCUUACACCAGUCAGUUCAUCUCUCUGGUGAUGUUUGGUUUGAUGAUGUCUGAAGACCGAAUUUCACUGCAAACUAGGAGGCAAGAGAUCAUUCGUGGCCUGAGAUCUUUACCUGAGCUGAUCAAGGAAGUGCUGUCGCUGGAUGAGAAGAUCCACGACCUGGCUCUGGAGCUCUACACACAGAGGUCGCUCCUGGUGAUGGGACGGGGCUAUAACUAUGCCACCUGCCUGGAAGGAGCCUUGAAAAUCAAAGAGAUAACCUACAUGCACUCAGAAGGCAUCCUGGCUGGGGAGCUGAAACAUGGGCCCCUGGCUCUGGUUGACAAGCAGAUGCCAGUCAUCAUGGUCAUCAUGAAGGAUCCGUGCUUUGCCAAAUGCCAGAACGCCCUGCAGCAGGUCACAGCCCGCCAGGGUCGCCCAAUUAUACUGUGCUCCAAGGAUGACACUGAGAGCUCCAAGUUUGCGUAUAAAACCAUCGAGCUGCCCCAUACUGUGGACUGCCUGCAGGGCAUCCUAAGUGUGAUUCCCCUUCAACUUCUUUCCUUCCACCUGGCCGUUCUCCGAGGAUAUGACGUUGACUUCCCCAGAAAUCUGGCCAAGUCUGUCACUGUAGAAUGAGAACAAGAUCAUGAUAAGACCAUCAGCACCGUUAGUCUGAUUCAAGAUCUGUCCCAACCGCAGGGACGCCACGUGGGAAAAGAAGUGGGAUUCCACGUGUUCCCAGUAGAGCUUGACAGCUUCGAUGUGCCUUGUACCCAAGUGCUUUGGCUUACAGCAAAUACUGUUUCUCUGUGUCCUGACAUCGCCCAAGGAGAAGGGGGGAUCAUUGUUUACACAAGGGGAUCAGAGCAGACUUUUCCACUACUGUGCAAUAGAGAUACCGCUCUCUUCAGAGUAACUGUGAACCUUUUUUAACCAAUACUAGUUAGUUUUUAAAAACAAAAUAUUUAUAAUGAUGACUGUAUAGCUUUUAAGUUAUUUUUCUAGUAUGUGGCUUUCUGUAGUGUGCUAACACCUAGACUGUGCACCUCAGCUAUCCAGUGCGCCAUCUUUGGUCUCCCUCCUCACUAGUGGCAUUCAUCUCAGAUUUGAGCACAAGGCAUUGACCCUCUGGACUCCUUUCUCCUUUUCCUUCCUGUUCAAGCUGCUCCUGAUUCCCUCCUCUGACAUCAGUGAAGCCCCUCCAGCUAUCUUCCUAUAUCUUCUGUAAGUCCAGUUGAAAUCUCUACUUCUUUGAGCAUUUUCUUCUCGAAUGGACCGAAAUCCCUCCAACUCUCCAGUUUCUGUUUCAUCAGAUCAUGGAUCUUUUUAACCCCUGCCAGCACUUUGAUCCCUACUCACAUAAAACAGCUUGAAAUGUCCAGUGCAAGAGGGCAGUUUCAAGUGGGCUACCCUGCUCUCUACUUAAAAGCGUGCACAAUCAAAGUACUAUGCAAUUUUAAGACAAUAAAGACAGUACAAUUU
Castor canadensis (American beaver) is the source of this 2963-nucleotide messenger RNA. It is a transcript of the gene Gfpt2, whose product is annotated as glutamine-fructose-6-phosphate transaminase 2. The record is from RefSeq and is a predicted model, not a curated record. NCBI's taxonomy places the organism in Eukaryota, Metazoa, Chordata, Mammalia, Rodentia, Castoridae. Gene Ontology annotation, molecular function: carbohydrate derivative binding; L-glutamine:D-fructose-6-phosphate transaminase (isomerizing) activity. Gene Ontology annotation, biological process: UDP-N-acetylglucosamine metabolic process; carbohydrate derivative biosynthetic process; fructose 6-phosphate metabolic process.